Molecule: messenger RNA, 2687 nt
Organism: Rhinolophus ferrumequinum (greater horseshoe bat)
Lineage: Eukaryota; Metazoa; Chordata; Mammalia; Chiroptera; Rhinolophidae
Gene: PGBD1
Product: piggyBac transposable element derived 1
Molecular function (GO): sequence-specific DNA binding
Source: RefSeq, a predicted model, not a curated record
UCGCGUGUCCACUGUGCGCUCAGGGCUGGGUGCCGGGGGGGCGACCUCAGGAGGGGCUUUUCCGGGCCCGCGGCUCCUGGCUCCGUCCACGUCACUCACCGAGAAGCACUCCAGGUGUUGCCUGGGUACCAGGGUCAACUGUCCCAACACAUUCCUGGAAAUCCAUGGAUGAAGCUUUGCCAAGCCCAGCUCCUGAAGAUGGAGGCAGCAUUGUGAAGGUGGAGGAGGACGCCACAUGGGAGCAGCUGGGCAGCUCACACUCUCAGGAGCUCUGCCGCUUACGUUUCCGGGGGUUCAGCUACCAGGAGGUGGCGGGGCCUCGUGGGGCGCUUGCUCAGCUCCGGGAGCUCUGCCGCCUGUGGCUGCGGCCCGAUUUGCACAGCAAGGAGCAGAUGAUGGAGCUGCUGGUGCUGGAGCAGUUCCUGAGCAUCCUGCCAGGGGAGCUCCAGGCCCACGUGCGCGCACAGCAUCCGGAGAGCGGGGAUGCGGCAGUGGCCGCGCUGGAGAAUAUGGAGGCAGACACGGGGGACACGGGACAGCAGAUCUCCGUCUACUCUCGGGGACAGGACAUGUACCUACUGGUGACGGGACCUCAAGGAGCCUCUUUGGAGGAUCAGAGCCUGCAGCUCCUGCCCAGGGUGACCACACUGAAGUGUGAGCCUCCUGAGCUCACCCAAGAGGACCUUCACGAAGUGAGAAGGCCUGCUCCCCAGGGUCUAGCCCUUCUCCAGGAAAGAAAUGCCAGAGACAUGGCAGCAGUACCCGAGUUUACACCAGCCAUGACCCAGACAUCUGUGAAGACUGAGGAAGAAGCAAUCCAGGCCCUUGUCCCCGAGGAGUGGCCACAUCUACAUCUGGCUCCGAGGAGCCUCUGUGAGAAGUCAGCUCAGGAGAAGGUGACACACCUCAGUCUGACGUCUGAAGAAGUUGUAACUAAAGAUGGAUUGUUUAAUGCAAAGCAAGAAACAUCUGAAGAAAUGGACCAAGGUGCUAAGGCCUCAGGAAUACCCAACAGGCGUUGUGUACCCCAGCUCCCUACUGAAAGGACAGCUGCGCAUUUGAACACUCUGAAGGAUUGUCACCCGGGGGACUUGUGGGCCCGGAUGCACAUCUCAUCCUUGGAAUAUGCCGCAGGAGACAUCACCCGAAAAGGGAGAGAAAAAGACAAAGCUCGAGUGAGUGAACUGCUCCAAGGCCUUGCAUUUUCUGGGGACUCAGAUGGGGAAGAAGAUAAUGAGCCAGAGGCCCAGCCUGCUCCCAAAAAGCUGAAGGCGUCAAGUGUCUCAGAGAAGAACUGGUCCAAGAGAGACAUCAAACCCAACUUUCCAAGCUGGUCAGUACUGGAUUAUGGACUUCUGAAUCUCAAGAGUGAAAAGUUGAACCCGGUAGAGCUCUUUGAAUUAUUUUUUGAUGAUGAAACAUACAACUUGAUUGUCAAUGAAACCAAUAAUUAUGCUUCUCAGAAAGAUGUCAACUUAGAAGUCACAGUUCAGGAAAUGAGGUGUGUGUUUGGUGUCGUGCUUUUGAGUGGAAUUGUGAGGCGUCCCAGAAGGGCAAUGUAUUGGGAAAUCCCUGACGCUGAUCAGAACCAAGUUAGAGAUGCAAUUAGAAGAGACAGGUUUGAAUUGAUUUUCUCAUACCUGCAUUUUGCAGAUAAUUGCCACCUAGAUCCAAAUGAUAAGUUUACAAAAUUGAGGCCUCUCAUAAAGCAAAUGAAUAAAAAUUUCCUCCUGUAUGCCCCCCUAGAAGAAUACUAUUGUUUUGAUAAGAUGAUGUGUGAAUGCUUUGAGAGCGACCAAUUCCUGAAUGGGAAACCUGUUAGAAUCGGCUAUAAACUUUGGUGUGGUACAACCACACAGGGUUAUCUGGUUUGGUUUGAGCCCCAUCAGGAAGAAUCACCCAUGACGGCAGAUGAGGAUAUUGAUCUUGGUUUAGGUGGAAACCUAGUGAUGAAUUUUGCUGAUGUUCUUCUAGAGAGAGGUCAGUAUCCCUAUCACCUGUGUUUUGGUAGCUUCUUUACAAGUGUCAGAUUGGUGUCAGCUUUGAAGAAGAAAGGUGUGAGGACAACAGGAACCAUUUGUGAGAACGGGACUGAAAAAUGUCCCCUUAUGAAUGCAAAACAUAUGAAAAAAAUGAAGAAGGGGUAUUUCGAUUUCCGAGUGGAAGAAAAUGAUGAGAUAACUUUGUGUCGUUGGCAUGGUGAUGGCAUUUUCAGUCUGUGCUCCAAUGCUGUUGGCAUAGAGCCAGUCAGUGAGAUAAGCUGUUUUGCUGAGGACGAGGAGAUUGCCCGGAUAAGUCAGCCACGUAUAGUCAAGUUGUACAAUGAAUGCAGGGAAGGUGUAGCUAAAACGGGUCAAAUCAUUUCCAAAUAUAGGGUGAGAAUAAGAAGCGAGAAGUGGCACUCAGCCUUGGGGAGCGAGUACGUGAUCGAUGCAGCCGUGAGCAGCGCGUGGCUGCUGCGCAGAGCCUGCAACCCGGGCACCUCGGUGGGACGCUGGGAUGUUCGGAGACACGUCGCACAUCUCUAUUUGGAGCACAAGUCGAAUCUGUCCAAUGAAGGCAGGCAGGCACUGGCAGUCCUUUUUGUCAAUGGGGCUGAAUGUAGGGAGCCAUGCAUCAGCUUCUGUGACUCUUUGGACCCGGUCAGCGAGACAGAAUCUGAGAGACUUCCCCAAGUCUUCUUCUAA